Ostertagia ostertagi is the source of this 1373-nucleotide messenger RNA. The record is from the annotation of a GenBank genome assembly. Lineage: Eukaryota; Metazoa; Nematoda; Chromadorea; Rhabditida; Trichostrongylidae.
CCGAUGCUUGUCUCUCUAGGCUGGUAGACAAAUUCCCAUACCUCCUCUGGAGUGGAAGAGUUUUGACGACAGCGUUACGACUCCUGCAGGCUUUACAAUUGAAUCUGGUCCAAGACCCUACCUGUAGCGAGUCUACGUUCACAAUGAAGGGUCUGCCUUGGAGCAUCCAGUUGCAGGACUCAAUCGAAGGACGUACUAUGGUGGUGAAGGAUUUUUCGCAGCGAUGCGAGCAAAUUCUGCAAGAGGCAAUGAAAUGGGCGCCGUCAAUCACACAUAGUCACUUAUUGGAAUAUGUCUCCACAUUUGGGGCACCCACGGACACUUCAUUGCGACUUGCGAUGGAUGCGGUCACAAACGCCGGUUCUGAGAAUACCAGCAUGUAUCUGUCUUCUCUUCAUAUGAGAAGCAUGUAUCUUGGACAGGUCAAGGGAGUGCUAGCAUCUCGUGCCGCUGAUGAGGACGAGACGCCUGAAUGCAAUUUGGUGAAACGGCUGGAGAGGGACUUGGAGGUAGCCAUAGCGUCUGGAUCGCGAGAUGAGCUGCAGAAUGCGAUCAUGCUGCUUAGUGCGCUUUUUGUGACACUGAAAGAUGUGAACGACCGUAUUCUCUCCAUUCUGGUUCGCUGUCCCCUUCGUAGCUUCGAUGAGUCCACAAUGCAACUCUGUAUUCUGAGUUGGAAUUGGCUUUUGGCCGCAAGAACAGAUAUCCAGAAUAUUUUUCUUCGAGAAAUGUGCUGUGCGUGGACGGAAUCCUGUCGCCAGGGUCUGGGCAUAUACGAGCGAAUGGCACCGUCACCGUCACCUCUGUGUGAACAGUUGAAGUCACCACCAAAACCACCACAUUACAAACCUCAUGCACUCUGGUUGGAUUUUAUCGCUGAGCGGGUGGACGUCGCCAAGUACAGCAGCCGUGAACAGCUCGAUAUUCUGGAAACGAUGUUCGCCCAGUCAUUGAGCCUAGUGGUAGGAAGUGGACCAGCAACGAUUGCCCCUUCACCAGCCCUUUCAACUCCUUUGUUUGAACAGCAUGUGGUUCUCACACGAAGCAUUGAAGCGGUUGGUGCCCGAUUUCGACUGCUGUCGUGCGCGCUCAAUAUGCUUCAAGGUGAAGCAACUGCCGCCAGGCCUUCGAAUAACGUCAUUCGACAGAGAGUUUAUGCUUCAGCACUCGAUUAUUUCACGCUGUCACCACAAGGUCCAACUCAAAUGCAUGCACAGUUACGAGCUGAUGUCAAGCAGCUAAUUUCGUUCUGGCAAGUGCUCUACGCUGAUGGCAAAUAUAUCAAGAAGGAAAUUUUCCUAACGAAAGAUAAUGAGCUUGCCAUAACACCAAACCUCAACCAAAUAGAGCCUUAUGUAGAGCAGCUGGGACAU